Molecule: messenger RNA, 864 nt
Organism: Gamsiella multidivaricata
Lineage: Eukaryota; Fungi; Mortierellomycota; Mortierellomycetes; Mortierellales; Mortierellaceae
Exons: 4
Coding region: 39-710 (223 amino acids)
Biological process (GO): regulation of signal transduction
Molecular function (GO): protein phosphatase inhibitor activity
Source: RefSeq, a predicted model, not a curated record
GCCCUCAUUCCCACACCAGAACUUCCAUUCAACCAGGAAUGAGUAACCAGACAACGCCAGUCAGGCAUAGCCCCGUUCUUGCCGCGCAGCCUGUCAGGGGCAUCCUGAAGCGGCCGGCCUCGCACCAGCAGCACGACGAGCGUGCUCCAAGACUUAAAUGGGACGAGGAAAACCUGACGAUUACGGAGGCACAGAAGGAUUCGACUAUGAAGAUUGACGAGCCUAAGACGCCAUAUGUGCACUACAACCACGAGUUGGACAAGGUCAUGGAUAUGGAUGACGCAUUCUUGCUAGAUGAUAACAAAAAGAAGACUGUCGCGCUGGCUCAUACGCCUCCAGUUUCCUCCUAUAUGAAAGGAUCGGAUGAUGAUGACGAAGAGGAUGCGGAUGACCAGGAAGAUGAUGGUCCCGAAGAAUGGCAGGACUCUGACGAAGAAGACGAGGACGAAGACGAAGCACCUCACGAGAAGAUCGACCAUGACAAAUUUGCAAAGAUGAGGGCGGAGCACUACAAGAUGAAGGAAGCGUUGCAGUUAGGACACGAGCUUGCAGAGGAAGAGCUGGCGGCAUUGGAUAGCCCCAACCCUAGUUCUGCACCUGUGCCUCCACUGCCGUCAUUCGCACGGCAGUCUAAUGCAGACUUGAGGGGGCCACUGGACCGGACGGGACCAAGUAACAACAAGGGUGAGCAUAGCAACAUGGAGCUUUGACGGCGGUUGUAAAGAUGGGCCGGCGAUAGUCGAUGCAGCAGAUAAAAUAAAUCGAUCACUUUCGCCGCUCCCCGUGUUCUGCAGCAUGAGGGCCUGGUGUGACCGGCACCAGGGCGAUUGUUUUGGUUUCUGGUAUUUGUUAUGUUGUUCAAGU